UCCAUUAUCACUAGUACACAACCACAACCACUAAUUUCCUUUUUUUUUCUUUUUUUUUUCGGAUUCUCUCUCACUCGCAUUCUCCGCAACCACCACCACUUCUCGAUGUCGUCUUCCAUAACCACCACCACCACCACCACCACCAUCCACGGCGAGCCGGAUCGUCGAACUUAUUGGUGUCACGAAUGCGAUAUGAGUCUCUCCCUUCUCUCUUCAUCCUCCUCCGUCUCCUCUCCUCUCUUAUGUCCUCAAUGCCGCAUCGAUUUCCUCGAAAGCAUGGAUGACGAAUCUCCUUCUACUCUCUUUGACGUUACCAUCGGUGAUUUUGAAGAAGACGAAGAUGGAGAACACGAUGACGACGACGAUGAUGAAGAGGAUUGGUGUUUCGUUGAUCCAACCGUUAAUUCCGACGAUAAUUUCCUCCUCGAUAGUCCUUACCUCCACCGUCUUCUCCGCCAUCUCGCAUCCGAGAAUUCCGGAUCUUCUUCUUCUUCAUCCUCUUCUUCUGCUUCUUCGUUAUUGAAAUCUUCAGACAUCGAUUCGAUUCCUACGAUCCAGAUCUCGUCCUCCAUGCUCUGUUCCACCGAUGAUGACGACUCACCUCCCGAUCCAGAAUCCGUCUUGCUCUGCGCCGUCUGCAAAGAGGAUUUCUCCGUCGGAGAAUCCGCUCGGAGAUUGCCGUGUAGCCAUAUAUACCACUCCGAUUGCAUCGUCCCUUGGCUCUCGGAUCACAACUCGUGUCCGCUCUGCCGAUUCGAGCUCCCCACGGCGGCGAGCGUGGGAACCGGCGGUUCUGAGGCUGACAUGAGGAUCCGACUUUCGGAUCUGGCCACGAUUGUCGACGGAGACGAGGAAGAAGACGAUUGGCUUGGAAUCAGAAACGCGUUGAGACGACUCGCUCGUCGCCAUGAGCAGAUGAGAUUGGGAGUUGGAGAGAUGGAGAGAAACCUGGCUCGGACGGUUUCAGGUCUGGGAAUUGCUGUGAGAAGAGAAGAGAUUGAAGGAGAGAGAGGCAACACGACGCCAUCUUGAGAAAGCUAUAUGCUUUCAAGUUUCAAUAGCUGAGAAAGAUUUCAAAAUCAAAUAAUCGAACGAGAGUUGUUUCAUGCUCAUGGUUUUUAGUCAAUCAUUCUCUCUUAUUUCGAUGCAAUAAUUGAUGAAACAAAACGUAAAGGUAAUGAUUGUUCUACGUUUUUCAAUUUCUCGAGUAUUAUUUCUCUGACGAUGUUAUCAAUUCUGGUAAAAUGUAAAUCUACUCAGUCUAAUCGGAGUACUACGAGUAUAGAACUCAAAAAGAUAUACUAGUCAACACAAAUCUCACUCGAUAUGUUUUGGGCUUUGAUGGUUAAAACUAGAUAUAUCAUGCAUCUAUUCACUUUUAUUUUAUUUUGCUUAUAGUUCUGUUAUGGUAUAGAAUUAAAGGUGUUGUUGAGAUCCAUGUACAACUCUUAAGACAUCUAUUUAUAUGAAUUGUUUGUA
Molecule: messenger RNA, 1479 nt
Organism: Eutrema salsugineum
Lineage: Eukaryota; Viridiplantae; Streptophyta; Magnoliopsida; Brassicales; Brassicaceae
Product: E3 ubiquitin-protein ligase RDUF1
Exons: 2
Coding region: 106-1032 (308 amino acids)
Biological process (GO): protein ubiquitination
Cellular component (GO): cytoplasm
Molecular function (GO): ubiquitin protein ligase activity
Source: RefSeq, a predicted model, not a curated record